Anisakis simplex (herring worm) is the source of this 507-nucleotide messenger RNA. NCBI's taxonomy places the organism in Eukaryota, Metazoa, Nematoda, Chromadorea, Rhabditida, Anisakidae. The record is from the annotation of a GenBank genome assembly.
AUGGCGGAUGAUUUGCACGAUGUGGCUCGCUACCUCAACGAUAUGCGACUGUGUUUUAUUGCGCUAACAGUAACCGGGUACUUAUUGAUGAUCAUUUAUGGUAUUAUCUUUUGUGUUCGAAGGAAUCGACGACGACCCAAUACUGCCCAAACUGGCGCCGGUCUCAGCAACAAUGGCCAGGUCAGGAGGGGUCGAUGGGAUUAUCAAAUGGAAAAUCGAGAUUAUCAAACGCACGCACAAACAGACGAUCUCGUAUCGGUGAGGAGUGAUGGCCAAGGCAACACGGCCAGUUAUAUGGGACGUAAUCAUCACAGGAAUCCACCGUCGUUUAUGCGACAUGGAAUGAAUCACGCUCAACAAACAGCAAGGUUAAUGGCGGAUCAAGACGGUGGCGUAGUGAAGCACCAAAUACCCCACAUCACGACCGAUCCACCGAGCAGUGGGGACAGUGAGAACUCUCCGUCAUCGAAGGUGCCCGAACUCCUCAAAGGGUCUGUUGAAAUGUGA